AUGGAUGAUACCGUGGAUGAUAUAAAUGUUGAUGGUUUUGAGUUGAAGCCUGGACCGAGCGACACCUCUGUAUUGCAUUUACAAGCUGAACAUAGGUCUUCUACUACAUGGAAUAUGGGUGGUGGGGAUGUGUUGAGAUCGAGGGUUCGUAACCCUAGCAGCAGUAGAUUCCCUUCGUUACAUUCUCGGAUGGUUCCACUACUCAGAGAUGUGGGAUUUGAUGGAGUUGCGAGGCUGACAAGCAUCCAUAUAGACUGGAGUCUAGUUACAGCGUUAGUGGAGCGCUGGAGGCCAGAGACACAUACGUUCCACUUACCGGUAGGAGAAUGCAGUAUUACUUUACAGGACGUCAGUGUAAUUCUUGGAUUACGUGUUGAUGGUUGUGCAAUUACCGGUUCUACGGAAUUCAUAGGUGGUUGGGGUACCCUUGUUGAGAGUAUUUUUGGUAAAGCUCCUGCAAAGCAAGAUUUAGAUGGUGGCAGGUUAAAGUUGAAUUGGUUGACAAAUUUACUUCCAGUACUUUCUGCUGAUGCAAACGAGGACGAGCUCAUUCGAUAUACACAAUCUUAUAUGUUGCAACUAAUCGGAGGUAUACUUUUCACGGAUCAUCAAGGAUCACAAGUCCAUUGUAUGUUCCUGCCUUUGAUUCAGAAUUUGGAUCGUGCUAGAACAUUAUCUUGGGGUUCUGGUGUGCUUGCGUACCUGUACAGAGAAUUGUGCAAGCUAUGGGCAUGGACAAGACUUCCUACUCUUGCUCCAAUUCCUCGUGGUCCGUAUGUGGACAAUCGGGAGAUAUGGGGUGAUCUUCCCGGGCCAUUUGGAUUGAGGUAA
Daucus carota subsp. sativus is the source of this 831-nucleotide messenger RNA. Its product is annotated as serine/threonine-protein phosphatase 7 long form homolog. The record is from RefSeq and is a predicted model, not a curated record. Gene Ontology annotation, biological process: meristem maintenance; meristem development. Bases 1 to 831 code for a protein of 276 amino acids. NCBI's taxonomy places the organism in Eukaryota, Viridiplantae, Streptophyta, Magnoliopsida, Apiales, Apiaceae. The transcript has 2 exons.